AUGGCCCAGGAAGCAGGCGCGCAGCGGCUCCCGGAGGAGGCCCGUGGCGCCGGAGCCGCGCUCUGCCCGCAGCACGCUCUGGCGCGGGACUGGUUCUGCCGCGGCGGGAGGCGGCCGGCGUGCGCUCGCUGCCUGACGUGCCCGGGCGGCUGCCGGGAGCACCGCCUGCGCCCGCUGGCCGAGGAGGCCGCCGACAGGAGGAACAAGAUUGUGGACCAGUGUGAAAAGCUUCAGCUGCAGAGAGCCACAAUUGCCAAAUUUGUGGGGGAGCUGCUGCCAAGGAAGAAACAGCACGUUGUGGCUGUGGCGAGCAGUGCCCGGGAGGUCCUCAUCCAGCGCCUGAACCUGGUCAAGAGCGUGUGCGAGAGCGAGGAACAGCGGCUGCUGGAGGCAGUCCACGCAGAGGAGGAGCGGGCCCAGCAGAACCUCUCGACCCAGCAGGUCCACUGGAAUGACUCCCUGGGGAAACUGGACUCCCUCCAUAGCUUCCUGGUGGCCAUGAUCACUGCCCCGGAUGACUGCACCCUUGUGCAGGCAGAGGAGGAAAUAUAUGAGAGGGCAGAAGAAGCAGAGGGCAUCCUGAAGCCACAGGAUUCAGAGAAGUUGAACUUUAAUUCGCGGUGCGUCCAGAGUCCAUUGCUGAACCGGUUGUGGGCCUCAGCUGUUCUGUGUGUGGCCUCAGAUGAAGUCCUCAUGGACGAAAAGACCAUCAGUCCUCUCUUGGUGCUCUCAGAGGACAAGAAGACUUUGACCUUCAGUCCCGGGAAAACCAGGGCCAAUCUGGAUGGCCCUGAGCGGUUUGACCAUUGGCCCAAUGGCUUGGCGGAGGAAUCCUUUUGUGCCGGCGUCCAUGCCUGGAAAAUCAGUGUGGCCAAAAGCUGUGCUUACAAGGUGGGGGUCGCAUACCCUUCGGUGCAGCGCAAGGGCUCAGGCCCUCAGGCCCGCCUGGGCUGCAACCUGUCCUCCUGGGUGUUCUCCCGCUACGAUAAGGAGUUCCAGUUUUCGCACAACAACCACCACCAGGCAGUACAUCUACUCAAGUGCCCCCUGGAAAUUGGGGUCCUGGUUGACUUGGAUGCAGGACAGCUUCUGUUUUAUGACCCUGAAUCCUGCACUAUUCUCUACACGCACCACGAAACUUUCACCGGGCCUGUCUACCCAGCCUUGGCUGUGGCGGAUCAAAGCAUUUCUCUGGUGAGUUGCGACUGAGGCUGUGCCAGGGCACCUUUCCCACUGCUGUGAGGCUGGGAUUCCCUGACAUGCACAGGGCUGGCCCAUCCUGUUGAAAUCAUGGCUGCCUGCCAUUCCGCUCGCCCUUCCUUGUGGCUUUUACCACAAGCCUGUACCUGAUGGGUUGGAACCCCUCCUGAAUCUGCAGCCGUCCUCUCCUAGGGGUAAGACAUCUUGCUCAGGUAUGGUCGGCGGAAUGGGCCUGUGCGGGUGAGUGCUGGGAGAGGAAGGGUUCCACUUUGUAUUAGUUGAACUGCCCCCACUGUAUGCCAUCAGUGGCUGUGGCUGUGCAGAGACUUGCAAGGGCUGCUCCCUGGCAUAUUGAGCGAUACAGCUGCAAGUCUGCCAAAGCAUGAUUGUCCUUUCUAUGUACUCCCCCAGCUGGCACCAAAACAUUAAUUCCUGUACACAAGAAAAUUUGGAUUCUGCAAGCUCUAUGCAAAAAGAGGAAGUAGGCACAGAAUUGCUUGUUAUUUUGCCAAAAGUUGGAAUCUUUAUUUCAUAUAAUUUAUUCUAGCUUUUCUAAUCAUUAGGAGAGGCCAAGAGUCCCACUCCUAACCACUGAAAAUUUACACAGCCUCUGAGAGCUCACAUCCGUUACCCACAAAUUUCCAAGCAUAUGUUUGCAGCCAUGAGUACUAGAAACUUUUUAAAAUUAUUCUUACGAA
Messenger RNA from Varanus komodoensis (Komodo dragon), 1898 nucleotides. It is a transcript of the gene BSPRY, whose product is annotated as B-box and SPRY domain containing. Gene Ontology annotation, molecular function: protein binding. The record is from RefSeq and is a predicted model, not a curated record. The transcript has 6 exons. NCBI's taxonomy places the organism in Eukaryota, Metazoa, Chordata, Lepidosauria, Squamata, Varanidae. Bases 1 to 1209 code for a protein of 402 amino acids.